Kwoniella shivajii is the source of this 1677-nucleotide messenger RNA. RefSeq lists its product as uncharacterized. The transcript is spliced from 3 exons. The coding region runs from base 1 to 1677 and encodes 558 amino acids. The record is from RefSeq and is a predicted model, not a curated record. Gene Ontology annotation, biological process: ubiquinone biosynthetic process. Lineage: Eukaryota; Fungi; Basidiomycota; Tremellomycetes; Tremellales; Cryptococcaceae. Gene Ontology annotation, cellular component: mitochondrion.
AUGAUACCUAGACCAGCUCGUCUACGCCUCUUAGUGUCUCCCUCAUCGGCUCAUCUCCCAUCUCUCACCGUUUCUCGUCCAUUCACACGAAAGCUUUCCUCCUCCAGAAGUGAUAAUGGUGAAUUGAAAAUAGCAAUAAUAGGAUCCGGUCCAUCAGGAUUUUACACAGCUUCCAGAAUCCUAAAUUCGAUACCUAAAGAUACACCUAAUGGAGAUAAUGUACAAGUUCAUAUGUAUGAGAGAUUACCUACUCCAUACGGAUUGGUUAGAUAUGGUGUAGCUCCUGAUCAUCCUGAAGUCAAGAAUUGUCAACAUAAAUUCGAUGAAUUAUCAUCCGAUCCACGGUUCAAGUUCUUUGGAAAUGUUCUAUUAUCUUCUCAACCAUCAUCAUCACAAACUGAAUCAACACCUUCAACUGCACUUUCACCUUACACUUAUCCACAUGCAGUUCGAUUAUCAUUCGAUGAUAUCUUACCUUAUUAUUCCACUUUAAUCCUGACUUAUGGAGCAUCACUAUCUAAUCCAUUAUCAUCAGUAUCAGGUUCUUCUUCAUCUUCCAACCCGUUGAAAAACGUAUUACCGGCAUUAGGUUUAGUAAGCUGGUAUAAUUCACAUCCUGCUUUUUCAGAUUUACCAAUAAACCUUGAGGGUAUAGAGGAAGUUUCAGUCAUUGGACAAGGAAAUGUAGCUUUGGACGUAGCUAGAAUAUUAUUAAAACCAGUUAAAUCAUUAUCUCAAACUGAUUUAUCAGAUGAUGUCUUAGAUGUUUUAUCUAAAUCAACAAUCAAGAGAUUAAGAGUAGUAGGAAGGAGAGGUCCUGGUCAAGUAGCUUUUACAACUAAAGAAUUUAGAGAAAUGAUUUCUAUACCAAACGUUUCUUAUAAAGGUGUAAAUCAAGAUUUAAUGGAACAAGCUAAAGAUAUGGUAGGAAAUGAAAGAAUGAGAAAAAGGUUAUUGUCCUUAAUGGAAAAACCUGUAUCGAAUGAUCAAGGAGAUAAAGAGUUCAUAUUAGAUUUUCUUAAAUCACCAAAAGGAUUCAUACCUUCCUCAAGAGAUCGAUCGAAAGUAGGAGAAAUAGAAUGGAAUAUCAAUCAACUUUUAUCUACAACACCUUCAACGCCAACUCCACCUCUGUCACAGGUAUCAGCGGUCCCAUCUGGAAACGAAGUAAUAGCUAGGACGACAGGAGAGACUGUGACUCAACAAGCUGAUUUGAUAGUGGAAAGUGUUGGAUAUAGAUCUGAACCUUUAACAGGAGAACAUGGUGGUUGGGUUUUACCGUUUGAUGUAAAGAGAGGCAGAGUCAGGAAUGUCAGUGGGAGAGUAGUAGAUAAAGAUGGUGUUGUGAUCCCUGGGAUAUAUGCUGCAGGAUGGGCAGCUCGCGGACCAGUCGGUGUCAUUGCUUCAACAAUGCACGACGCAUAUUCCCUCUCUGAUCAACUACUAGAUGACCAUUUCUCCAACCCAUCUUCUACUAGUGGACCAUUGAACCCCAAUCCAGAACAAGGGAUUCCAGAAGCGUUGACAAAGGCUCAGAGACAAGGUGGUAUCGUGGUAGAUCUAGAAGGUUGGGAAAAGAUAGAUAAUGCUGAAAGGGAAAGAGCGAAAAUUAUGGGCAACGGGAAAGAGAGAGAGAAAUUCAGGAAGGUAGAGGAAAUGUUAGCUGUUCUGUCGUGA